Molecule: messenger RNA, 3105 nt
Organism: Melanotaenia boesemani (Boeseman's rainbowfish)
Lineage: Eukaryota; Metazoa; Chordata; Actinopteri; Atheriniformes; Melanotaeniidae
Product: NLR family CARD domain-containing protein 3-like
Exons: 9
Coding region: 1-3105 (1034 amino acids)
Molecular function (GO): protein binding
Source: RefSeq, a predicted model, not a curated record
AUGAAGCAGAUAAAAUUUCUCGAGGCUGUGGUUCACCAGCCAAACUUAACUGCUCAGAGUAGCAGUAAUUUGGUCGCCCUUCCUAUUAAUGGUUCCACCAUCGGAAACAUCAACAUCAGUAUCACAUCAAGCAGUCAAGGGUCAAAUGAUCAAUUCAAAUACAUCUCAAAUCAAGAUAAUACAGUCAACUGUGGUACUCUGCAGCCCCAAAAUGAUGAGACGGCAGAAUGUCAACAGAAACUGAAAGCUGCUCUGAAGAUGAAGUUCAGUCAUUGGCAUGAAGAGAUAUUGAAGGAUGUAAAUAAAACAUCUCUAAAUAAGAUCUACACAGAGCUCUACAUCACUGAAGGAGGAUGUGGAGAAGUCAGUAAAGAGCAUGAAGUGACACAGAUUGAGAUAGCAUUUGAAAUCCAUUUGAAACAGGAGAAACCCAUCCACUGCAAUGACCUCUUUGCUCCACAACCUGGACGAGACUACCGCAUCAGAACUGUGCUCACAAGAGGAAUCGCUGGAAUUGGAAAAACUGUAUCAGUCAAUAAAUUUGCUCUAGACUGGGCAGAGGAGAAGGCAAACACAGACCUAGAGUUUGUAUUUCCUCUUUCUUUUCGAGAGCUGAAUUUGAUGAGGAAGAAAAUCUUCAGCCUAGAGGAGCUUCUCUGUGACUUUUUCCUUGAAAUAAAAGGCAAAAAAAUCUUUACUAAUGACGGAAAGAAAAUGCUUUUCAUUCUGGAUGGUCUAGAUGAGAGUCGCCUCUCUUUGAGCUUCCAGGAAACUGAAAUAAUGUCAGAUGUGACGCAGCAAACCAUGAUUGCUGUAAUUCUUACCAACCUCAUCAGAGGAAAUUUGCUUCCUUUGGCUCUUGUUUGGAUCACAUCUCGCCCCAUAGCUUCCAGUCAGAUCCCUUUAAAACACAUUGACCUGAUUACUGAGGUACGAGGGUUCAACAACCUUCAAAAAGAAGAAUACUUCAUGAAGAACAUUGCUGACGAGAGCUUAGCAAAGCGGGUAAUCGCACAUGUGAAAUCCAGCAGGACUCUCCACAUCAUGUGCCACAUACCAGCCUUCUGCUGGAUGGCAGCAAGUGUUCUUAAGAAGAAGCUGGCAUUGAAAGACAUUAAGGACACACCAAAGACUCUCACACAAAUGUACAUCAAGUUCUUGUACGUGAAUGUGGAAAACAUGAAAAACAGGCUGCCAGAAAGAAGGGAGUCAGAUGCUAAAUGUGUGAGAGAUAAUCUCCUGGCGCUUGGCAAACUGGCUUUCAAGGAACUUGAGAAGGGCCACUUUAACUUCUAUGAGAGAGACCUCAUCUUGAAUGGUAUCGAUGUAACGCAGGCAUCCAUGUUCUCUGGAGUCUACACCCAGAUAUUCAAUCAGGAGAUGACCCUGUGUGAGGAGAAGAUGUUCUGCUUUGUGCAUCUGACCGUUCACGAGUUCUUUGCUGCUUUGUACGUCUUCCUUACUUUCAACAGCGAAAACAUCAAUGUCCUGGUAAAAAAGUCAUCCGCUUCACGACGCUUCCUGUCCAGAGAAUCAUCAGAGCUCAUCCUAUACAAAGCAGCAGUGAAAAAGGCUAUGGGAAGUGAAAAUGGGCAAUUUGACAUCUUUCUGCGCUUCCUUUUGGGCAUGUCUCUGGAGUCCAAUCAGACGCUGCUGAAAAACCUCAUGACUGAGCACAGAACUCAUCAAAGGACAAGAGAUGAAAUUAUCAAAUAUAUUAAGGAGAAAAUCAGAGCCAGCCAUUCGCCAGACAGGUGCCUCAACCUCUUUCACUGUCUGAACGAGCUAAACGAUCACUCUCUUGUAGAGGAGAUUCAGAGCUUCAUCAGCUCAGGCAGCCUAAGUAAAACCAGCCUUUCACCGGGCCAGUGGGCCACUCUGGUCUUUGUGUUACUGACCUCAGAAGAGGAGCUGACAGUGUUUGAACUGAACAAAUACACCAGGUCAGAGGAGGGUCUUCUCAGGCUGCUGCCUGUUGUGAAAACAGCUCGUAUAGCAAAGUUAAAUGCAUGUAACCUCACUGUGGCCUCCUGUAAAAUGCUGUCACAUGGCAUCAGCUCAUCCCAACUUAGAGAGCUGGACCUAAGCAACAACAAUCUGACAGAUACAGGACUAAUAAAACUCUCUGAUGGACUUUGGAAUAGCGCACUGAAGACACUUAGACUGAAGAGCUGCAGCCUAACACAGCACAGCUCUGACAUCCUAGCAUCAAUAUUACGUACUGCUUCUGGUCAGCUGAGAGAGUUGGAUCUCACUGACAAUGAUCUUCAGGAUGACGGAGUUGAAAAGUUAUCUUCUGGUCUUGUGAGUCCUUACUGCAAAUUGGAGAUACUCAUUUUGUCGAUGUGCAGAGUGACAGAAGAGGGCUGCAAUUUCUUAGCUUCUGUGUUGAAGUCAUCUAGCCUGAGAGAGCUUGACCUGACCUAUAAUAACCCAGGAAACUCAAGCCUAAUGGCUCUGCUGGAGGACCCAUGCUGCAGUCUGGAAAAAUUAAGUGUGGAACACUGUGGAGAAUUCUGGAUCCAGCCUGGUCCGAAGAAAUACAGCAUCAAACUGACUCUGGAUUCAAACACAGCACACAGAGAUCUUUCUCUGUCUGAGGGAAACAGGAAAGCAAGACGAUGGGCCAAGCAGUCAUAUCCUGAUCAUCCAGACAGGUUUAACUACUGGAGACAGGUGUUGUGUGAACAGGGACUGAUAGGGCGCUACUACUGGGAGGUAGAGUGGAGUGGAAGAAUAUGUAUAGGAGUGGCCUACAGAGGGAUAUGCAGGACGGGAGAGGGUACUAACUGCUGUUUGGGCAAGAAUGACUCCUCCUGGGUUCUUAGCUGCACUGAAAAUAACUACAGGAUUUGGCACAAUGAUGUGAGCACUGCAGUAAAUGCUACACCCAGCUCCAACACAGUAGGGGUUUACCUGGAUUGGCCAGCAGGUACACUAUCCUUCUACAGCAUCUUCUCUGCCACACGCACCCUCCUCUACACCAUCCACACAACCUUCACUGAGCCUGUAUAUCCUGCAUUUCGCCUUGGUUGGGCGGAUUCCACAUUAGUAAUGUGCGAUAUCAUUGAUUUCCUUUACAAUCCAAUACCAAGUACAGUUUAG